CCUUCAAGAGAAUCAUCGACUCAGCCAGCAAAUCAAUCAAAAAACCCCAAUACUCAUUGGGGGGGAAAAGCAUGGCAAACCCUAGAAGACAAGGUCUACAAUCUCAACCCCAAAGCCCAAACCCCCCUCUCCUCCCUCUCUCCUCCUCCUCCUCCUCCUCUGAUCAACCCCAAACCUCAUCAAUCCUCACUUCAGUCUCUCUCUUCCUCAAGAGACCCCAAGCCUUCCCUUUUCUCCUCUCAAUCUUCGUUCUCCUCACUUGGCUCUCUCUUAGACUUCAGCGGCCUCCUCAGACUCCGUCGUAUUCUUCAUCUUCUCAGUUUCGGGAUUCGAGAUUGAGUAGGAGUUUGGAUUUGGAUGCUAAUUUGGUGAGGUUUAAUGCUGUGGAGAUCCCUUCUGGGAUUGCGAAGGAUAAGAGAGGUUGGCUGGUUGAUCCUGUUAGCUUGGCGCUGGAGAAUGGGAUUCACGGGGGAGCAAGAUUUUGUGCUUCAGUUCAUGUAGGCGAGAUUCGACCAGGAAAAAUGAGGGGAAAUCACCGGCAUCAUACUUGCAACGAGACAUUUGUCAUUUGGGGUGCUGAGACAAAGUUCAGACUCGAGAAUCCUAGUAUGGAAGGCAAGGGUUAUGCUGAAGUGAUCGUUGGUGCAGAUGAGGUUGCUGUUGCUGUGAGUCCUGCUGGAACUGCACAUGCUUUGAUUAAUGUGGAUCAUAUCAAGACUACUUUCUUGUUGGGAUGUCAGGACUCUGUGAUCAAUAUCAGCUCAACUACUGAAUACAAAAUCUGGAAAGAUUUAUGAAACGUCUUGGAUAUUUGGGAUUAGAAAGGUAGGUGCUAUAAUGAGAUCGACUUUGUAUAGAGUGGUAAUUUUCGAGUUUUCUUGACGAGAUUGACAUUGGCUUUUAGAGAAGAAUGUAGAUAUAAUUUUCGAUUCGUUUUUGGGUCAGUUAGGCCCUGAUCUGUAUUACAAAGUUGACUCUUGGAGAAUGGGAACGUUGUCUGCAGUUUUUUGUGCAUUCGAAAUUUGUUGUACAGAUGACUACGAAAGAUGAAGAAUAUGUUUUUGUUGGAAAGAAGUGUUUGGCUUGAAAUAAUGGACAUGAAUGUGUUGUCGACUCUAAAAUUUGCAAAUCAUAGAACCCCAAAGCUUAAUAUUUCUCCAGCUUUCGAAAGGAGUACAAAAUUGAGGGUGAUUCCGAAGUUCAGAUGGCUUACACAUGCAGCUGCCGUUACCAACAUUUACGGUCUCAGAGUUCGAACACCUGGAAUUCAUUCGGUGAAUCUGAAACCUCAAAUCUAUUGAAAUUUGUGCAGUCAUCGAAAACUGAUAGGGAAGUAAAUGAGAGAACCAAUGAACCAUUGACAUUCUUUUUGCAAAUGCAUUUCAUGAAGAGAAAAUCUUGGGAGAAUAAUAGAUCCCCAUACACUGGAGAUAUUCCUAGCUUAAGUCAUGUCCCACGUAUUGUGUACAUUUAUAAGACCAGUGUGAAUAAAUCAGUUUAAAUUAAUGUAUGCUUGGAAUAAUAUUAACAAACAUGCUUGAUUGAAAAAUGCAUAUAUUUGUAUUUAAGAGAAGCAUAUGAAUAAGUUCAGAAAGAUUUCCGAG
This is a messenger RNA of Asparagus officinalis (garden asparagus), 1604 nucleotides long. RefSeq lists its product as uncharacterized. Gene Ontology annotation, cellular component: endosome; trans-Golgi network. Lineage: Eukaryota; Viridiplantae; Streptophyta; Magnoliopsida; Asparagales; Asparagaceae. The transcript has 5 exons. The record is from RefSeq and is a predicted model, not a curated record. The coding region runs from base 72 to 797 and encodes 241 amino acids.